Molecule: messenger RNA, 1824 nt
Organism: Bolinopsis microptera
Lineage: Eukaryota; Metazoa; Ctenophora; Tentaculata; Lobata; Bolinopsidae
Exons: 2
Coding region: 133-1392 (419 amino acids)
Source: RefSeq, a predicted model, not a curated record
GUCGUUAUUAUUUUAAUGUUGCUUUUGAUAUUCUAAAGCUGGUCUCAAUAUAUCUCUUUAUCAAUCCCGAUAUCUCAAUAGGAAGGAGCUGUAUAAGUAAAGUGUGACAGAAGUCAGAGAACAGUUUGAAUCAUGCUGAAAACAGUAGGAGCUCUUCUCUGCCUUGCAAUUGCAGUGCAAUGCAAACCCGAAUACCUUUUCAAGACGUCAGUCUCAGAACAUGCAAUGCACAAGUGUCACACUGGUUACCGCGACCUGUCUCCUAGGUGUCACGAGUACAAAACGAAAAUAUCUGAUUAUUCUAAAUACCCCAAACUGCCUGCAAACUGCUCUGUCAUUGAGUGGGAGUUUGCUAAUGCAACCAACAACUGGGGAAACUGCUUCGAAAUGACCACAGACGAGGAAUUCAGAUACAUCACCUCCAACAAUGUUCCUGAUUUCUACAUGAAUCUCUACUGUCCUAUUGGGCUAGGAUUUGGAUACUGCGUGCAGGCUGAGAUUGAUGCAGGAACUUGCAUGUUCCCAAAUUUGAUCUGUGGAGGCGACAAUGGUCCAGGUUCAUUGAAAUAUGGAGAUGUGUGGACACCAUUUGAAGGUAACUACAAAAUCCCACUCGUAGGUAACCCCACACGAAGCGACCGUCCUGGUGACAUGUAUGACGCAGAGUCAGUAGGGGGAGAGAAAAACAUCGGUCCUUCUACCGGAGUUGCAAUUAAUGGGAUUGGAGUUCAAGGACCCAAUGAUGCAGGAGAUGUAAGCAUAGAUGAAGCAGAUAUUCAGCUAUCCUGCGGCGGUCAUGUUACCCCUCCGCUUGGAAACAUACCACCAGGACCUGAGCCUGGACCAGCAGGACCACCUCUCUACCAUUUCCACAAGUCACCUGAGUGCCUAGAACCAUUCAAAAAUGCUUCAAUAGGAAUAGAACAUGGGGCUAAGCCAUAUCAGCAUGCUAAGCUGAUGGGAUGGGCAAUGGAUGGCUUCAAAAUAUUUUCUUAUCAAGAUGUUGGAGGAGCAGCACCUGUUGUUGAUCAAUGUGGUGGACACUUUGGACCUACUGAUACUGGUGAGAUUGAAUACCACUACCACAGUAGACAGAUAGUACCUUACCACCUCGCUUGUCAAGGGCCCUCACUGGGUAACUGUAAAUAUACACAAAGAGGAACAAACUACUGUCAUCCUGGGUGUGGUGCCGAGGUUUGUGUUCAACCUGGAACUACUGAAGCUGCCCUGAGAGCUUACCUUGCUAAAUGGGAUCCUACAUGGUUAGACAAGUACUCAACAAACGAUUACAAACCGAAAGAUCAAGAACCCAGACCGCCGAAGAAAGAAGAUAACGAGAUUGGAAAAGCUUUGAAAAAAUUGCUAGAUAACAUAUUUGAGUCUUCGUCGUGAUCAUAGGACUCUAUAAAAUAAAAUUCAUCUGUUGAUAUCAUAUUAUGUGAAGUAUCAGUCUACAUCCAACUUUUAAAUGUUGAAUAGGUAAAAGAGCCAUUCAAUCUAUGAAUACCAGUUUUAAUUUCAUAAAGUUGUAACGAGCAUUUUUACGGCCAUACAAUCUGGUUGCCCUGUAGUUCUGUAGUUGUUCUUUAAUUUAUUUUCGUCAAAUAUUUAGUCUAGUGAACUGUUUAUAAUAAAAAUCGAAAGAAUUUUUUUCAAAAUACUUGUGAUUACUGUAUAAUGCUGUGAUCGAUGAAAAAUUAAAUGCAUAUAUUUUUUUUCGAUCUGCAGCAUGAUCUUAAAUUUUUGUUUAUGAAUGAUCGACUUUUAUUUUUACUAUUAUCUUGUUAAAAUUUUGUAAGUUAAUUUCGAUUAAAAGCUUAAUAU